Molecule: messenger RNA, 6784 nt
Organism: Doryrhamphus excisus (bluestripe pipefish)
Lineage: Eukaryota; Metazoa; Chordata; Actinopteri; Syngnathiformes; Syngnathidae
Source: RefSeq, a predicted model, not a curated record
UGUCUCUCCUGUUUCCGUAUUUCUCCGUUGUAGCCUCGGUUAGCCUGCAUGUCCUGGUUAGUGUACAAUAUGAUGCAGGUCUUUUUUGUGUGUGAAUCCGACUGGGUUUUUAUCGCAAAAACCGUCCCUGUUAAGAAGCAGUAACUUGUUUUUUUUUUUUUCAAGUGGGUAUGUUUUGAUGUUGUUGUGUACCGUUUUUAGAAGCAGGGUUGCCACACUCGGGGAAAUCCAAUUGGAUUUUUUAUUUGUCUGCACUUUUUUAACCCCCUGUCAGGCCAUCUAUCUGAGAGCCUGACAGAAAUGGUCGUUAUUAUGUGUUUAGCUCAGAAAACCCUGGUGAGAUGCUUCAUGUCUGGACGGCUUGAAUCUUUGUUAUUCCCUCUUGUAUUUGUUUUCUUUGUUUGAGUGUCUGAGGUUUCCGUCACUUGUGUUUGCUGGGUUUUUUUUUCUUGGGAUCUGAGCGAGAAGCACAUUUCCACCAGGAUUGUAAAUGCUAGCUGUGUUAGCGAUCGUUUGUUGUACGACAGAACUGUGUCACUAAAACGGAUAAAAGCACUCACCUGCCAGUAUCGCUUUCAUGUUUGGGAUAUAUAUUAUUUCAUUUUUAUCGGUCUCAGAUGUCCAACAAUUAUUUUCGAGUUGGAUGUUAUGAUUUUAUGUUGACCGUUUUUUGCUGCUUUUGCGACUGUGAGUGUUAGUGCUGUUUCAGGUUGUUCUUUGUAUGUCCGUGCAGAGAACCGCUUUAGACUGGACAGGCGGAACAACAGAAAUGCUUCUGCUGCACAACCGUAGGAUAGACUAAAUCCCAGUCGGUAAAUCAGUCAGCUUUUGAACCGCCUUGCCGGUCAAUCGGAGAGGUCAGCUCGCCAAAUUCAGCGUGUCACCGGUCGCCACAACCUGCUAAGGUAGCUGCUUCAGACGGAACCGUCUGAAAGAUACCGGUGAUUUUUCCCCAUGAUAAGAUUCUUACCUUCUCAAUUCUACCUAAUUUUCUAAUUUCUGCUAUUAUUUAUCCUGACUUACAUUAUAUUUCAAUGUCAGUGUGUUUCUGUCUGUAGGGGGUUGGUGUUUAAUGUGUGUUUGUUUUUGCUCUUAUCUCAUCCACACCAGACCUGCUUCUCAGUCCAAAAACCUCAGCUCUAGCCCAAUUGGCUUAGAGACCAACUGCAUCCUGUUUGCUCAGUGAUUGGCCUAUUCGGAUGUUCUCCAAUGUAUGAGGCAUUAUUUCAUCAUGAUGGAAGCUGUAUGUUCGAUGAAGGCUUCUCUCAGUGUGAUUACCAACAAGAUCCUUAUGAUGACUUUGACUGGACACACAUCAACACGCAGGAAGUGCCAUAUGUAUCCCCCUACUUGCCAAAAGGUUCCUACAUGUACGUGGAUGUCUCUCAGUAUGAAGUCGGGGAGAAGGCCAGGUUUCAACUGCCGGUGAUGAAGGAGAAUGACACCCACUGCAUCGACUUCAACUAUCAACUCAUCAGCCCCGAUGGCUCCAGUCCCGGUACCCUCAAUGUCCUGGUCAAGGUCAACAAGGGUCCCUUGGCCAACCCUAUUUGGAAUGUAACAUCCUAUACUGGUAAAGACUGGCUGAAGGCCGAACUCGCCGUCUCCACCUUCUGGCCCAAUGAAUACCAGGUUAUAUUUGAAGCAGAGAUUUCGGACAGGAAAGCCGGCUUCAUCGUUAUAGAUGACAUUCAGGUGCUCAGUUAUCCAUGCGAUAAAUCCCCUCAUUUCCUGCGUCUUGGAGAUGUAGAGGUAAACGCCGGUCAGAACGCCACCUUUCAGUGUAUCGCCACCGGACGAGAUACGGUGAACAAUAAACUCUGGCUUCAGAGGAGAAACGGAGAAGAUAUUCCCGUCUCUCAGAGGAAAAACAUCAACCACAGACGGUUCUCCGCCUCAUUCCAUCUCAACGAAGUCACCAAUCAGGAUCAAGAUCUGUAUCGCUGUGUCACCCAGUCAGAGCGCGGAUCCGGGGUGUCCAACUUCGCCGGUCUCAUCGUCAGAGAGCCUCCACACCCGAUAGCCCCACCCCAGCUGCUCGGUGUUGGCCCCACCUACCUGCUGAUUCAGCUCAAUGCCAACUCCAUCUUUGGAGACGGUCCCAUUAUACUGAAAGAGGUGGAGUACCGCAUGACAUCGGGUACCUGGACAGAAACUCAUGCUGUCAACUCCCCCAACUACAAGUUAUGGCAUCUCGACCCAGACACCGAGUACGAGAUCAGGGUCUUACUCACGCGACCGGGAGAGGGCGGGACUGGCAAACCUGGACCGACGCUCAUCACGCGGACCAAAUGUGCAGAACCCAUGCGUACUCCGAAAAGGCUGAAGAUCGCCGAGACCCGAUCCCGCCUGAUCGCUGUGGACUGGGAAUCGUUAGGCUACAACAUCACCCGCUGCCACACCUUUAACGUCACCAUCUGCUAUCACUACAUGACGGCAAACAACCGCAGUAAGGCCGACUGUCUGGACAUGGACCCAAAAGCACCACGCCACAUCGUAGGAAAUCUACCACCUUAUACCAACGUCAGUCUGAAGAUGAUUUUGACCAACCCGGAGGGAAGAAAGGAGAGUGAUGAAACAAUCAUCCAAACUGACGAAGAUGUUCCAGGUCCGGUCCCCACUCAGUCGGUACGAGCCACACCAUUUGAGGACAGAAUUCUCCUUUACUGGAAAGAACCAUCAGAGCCCAAUGGCGUCAUCAUCCAAUAUGAGAUCAGCUACAGUGGUUUGCGUUCUUUCGACCCAUCGGUGCCUCUGCAGCGGCCCGGGCUCACGGCGUCUUUACCCUCGAACGCCACCCAUCACCUCUUCUCCCAGCUCCACCCAGGGGUCACUUACCAGCUCUCCAUACGAGCAUCCACCUCGAAAGGAUUCGGUCCUGCGACCACACUCAAUGUGACGACUAAUAUUUCAGCCCCAACAAUAGAUGAGUAUGAUGGCUCUGAGGCCUUUUUGAACGAAACCGCAACGACCAUCACAGUUCUGUUGAAACCAGCCCAGGCCAAGGGAGCACCGAUAAGUGCUUACCAGAUUGUGGUGGAGGAAGUGAAUCCCCAGCGAACACGUCGCCAGGCCUCCUCUGACUGUUAUGAGGUUCCAGUUUCCUACCACAGUGCAUCUACCGGUGGGUCGCCAUAUUAUUAUGCCGCUCAGCUGUCCCCCAGCAACCUGCCAGAGCCCCUCCCGUUCACCGUUGGAGACAACAGGACAUAUCAGGGUUUCUGGAACGCUCCUUUGGCUCCGAGGAAGAACUACAACAUCUACCUUCAAGCUGUUAGCAGCACUGAGCGGGAAACUAAAACACAGUGUCUGAGGCUGGCUACUAAAGGUGCCACCGAGGAACCCGAAGUCAUCCCCGACCCCGCCAAGCAGACGGACCGCGUGGUGAAGAUCGCCGGUAUCAGCGCCGGAGUCCUGGUCUUCAUACUGCUGGUGCUGGUAGCCAUCUUAUUGGUCAAGAAAAGGAGGACCUACUAUUCGUACUCUUAUUACCUGAAGCUGGCAAAGAAGCGUAAGGACGCCAUUGGAACCACGCGGCAGGAAAUGACGCACAUGGUGAACGCCAUGGAUCGCAGCUAUGCGGACCAGAGCACCCUGCAUGCCGAGGACCCCAUGGCGGUGACCUUCAUGGACUCUCAUAACCACAACAACAGAUUGCCCAACGAUCCUCUGGUCCCCACUGCUGUGUUAGAUGAGAACCACAGUGCAUCGGGGGCGGAGAACAGCCGUCUCCUGGACGUCCCUCGCUAUCACUGUGAAGGGACCGAAUCGCCGUAUCAGACGGGACAGCUUCACCCCGCCAUCAGAGUGGCCGACCUUCUGCAGCACAUCAACCUGAUGAAAACCUCCGACAGUUACGGCUUCAAGGAGGAGUAUGAAUUGGUGAUUCAGAGUUUUUUUGAAGGCCAGUCCGCCACCUGGGAUGUGGCAAAGAAGGAGCAAAACCGCACCAAGAACCGUUAUGGCAACAUUAUAGCAUAUGAUCAUUCAAGGGUCAUUCUCCAGCCCAUAGAAGACGACCCCUCCUCCGACUACAUCAACGCCAACUACAUCGAUGUAAGUGGAAACGCAUCGAAUGCUACUAUUGGCUCCCAAAGAAACCAACGAAACCACACUCCCUCGCUCAUUUGGCUGUACAGGGAUGGCUACCAGAGACCAAGCCACUACAUUGCCACCCAAGGUCCUGUGCAUGAGACCGUGUAUGACUUCUGGAGGAUGGUGUGGCAGGAACAGUCGGCCUGUAUUGUCAUGGUAACCAAUCUGGUGGAGGUUGGAAGGGUCAAGUGCUACAAAUACUGGCCGGAUGACGCCGAGGUGUACGGCGACUUCAAGGUGACUUUUGUCGAGGUGGAACCGCUUGCUGAAUAUGUGGUCCGCACAUUCACGUUGGAGAGGCGUGGUUUCAACGAGGUGCGAGAAGUCAAGCAGUUCCACUUCACAGGCUGGCCUGAUCACGGAGUUCCAUAUCACGCCACCGGACUGCUUUCCUUCAUCCGAAGAGUUAAAAUCUCCAACCCGCCGUCUGCCGGGCCUAUUGUGGUCCACUGCAGUGCCGGAGCAGGACGCACAGGCUGCUUCAUAGUCAUCGACAUCAUGCUGGACAUGGCCGAGCGAGAGGGCGUGGUCGACAUCUACAACUGCGUCAAGGCACUUCGGUCCAGGAGGAUCAACAUGGUACAGACUGAGGAGCAGUACAUAUUCAUCCAUGACGCCAUAUUAGAGGCUUGUCUCUGCGGGGAAACGGCCAUUCCGGUCUGCGAAUUUAAAGCCGCCUUUUAUGAGCUGAUCCGCAUCGACUCACAGACCAACUCGUCACAUCUCAAGGACGAAUUCCAGACAUUAAACUCGGUGACCCCUCAGCCUCAGCCCGAAGACUGCAGCAUUGCAUUGUUGCCUAGAAACCAGGACAAGAACCGCUUCAUGGACGGCCUUCCUCCCGACAGAUGCCUCCCCUUCCUCAUUACGAUAGACGGCGAAAGCAGCAACUACAUCAACGCCGCUCUCAUGGACCUGUCAGAGGAGUUCCAGAGCUACAGACAACCCGCCGCCUUCAUUGUCACUCAGCAUCCUCUGCCCAACACCGUCAAGGACUUCUGGCGUCUGGUGUACGACUACGGAUGCACAAGCCUGGUGAUGCUCAAUGAAAUCGACCUUACGCAGGGUUGUCCCCAGUACUGGCCAGAAGAGGGCAUGCUGCGUUACGGGCCCGUCCAGGUAGAAUGCAUGUCCUGCUCAAUGGACUGCGAUGUGAUCAGCCGGCUCUUCAGAGUCUGCAACCUCACCAGGCCUCAGGAAGGCUACUUGAUGGUCCGCCAGUUCCAGUACUUGGGCUGGGCGGGACACAGGGAGGUCCCGGCCUCCAAGAGAAGUUUCCUCAAGCUCAUCCUGCAGGUGGACCAGUGGCAGCGCGAGGGGGAGGAGGGAGAGGGAAGAACCAUCGUCCACUGCCUAAACGGAGGCGGUCGUAGCGGAGUAUUCUGCGCCAGCAGCAUCGUGUGCGAGAUGGCCAAGAGGCAGAGCGUGGUUGACGUCUUUCACGCCGUCAAAACGUUGAGGAACAGCAAGCCCAAUAUGGUGGACACUCCGGAGCAGUACAGGUUCUGCUACGACCUGGCCCUGGAGUUCAUCGAGUCCUCCUAGACGCAGAAGAAGAGGAGGUGCAGAAAAAGGCCCCGCCUCUUCCUGCCCCGGUAGCAUGCUGUCAUUCCUCACAAAGCACGUCACAGCGCCCCCCUCCACCCCACCCCACCCCCGUGGCGGCGUGCUGAGGAACCGGACUUCGGGUGGACUCCUUCAUGCUUUUUUCUUGUACAGCUUCAUGAGUGCCAGUUUGGGACCAGACAUGGAUGGUUCAGUCCCUGACCAGUUGCAGUACUCCCAUCUGCCCUCAAGGGGUCGUUGCAGCACUGCAAAUUAGUACAAGAACUUUACGAUUAGUUUUACUUUUUUUUUAAUUAUUAGCCAAAAUACAUACACCGGAAAAAAAACAUAAUUGGGUCUGCUUGUCAUGUAGAGACUGACAAAAAAAAACUUUUGUGUUGUUAUGUUGAGUAUUAUUAGGCUUUUACAUUUGUCAUGUCAUGAAGAAGUCUUAGAAAAUGUGAUUUUUAUUUGUAAAAGUGUUGUGUAAGUUAAUUUUCGCUCAUUGUUUUUGUCGUGCGGGCGGACGGAAGUCUUCCCUGCACUCCAAAAUUUUUUAUUCAGUUUAAAUUGAGGGCUGGGCCCGGUACUCUUUCAAUUUAAAGAUCUUAUUGGAAAUCCCACCCAGUCAGCCCAGCAGCUCCUUAAUGGUUUAAGGACUACAUGGCGCAUCCUGACUUGCCAGGCGACUUAUUCGUCUUCUUUUUUUAAUGAUUUUUCUCGUCUUGUAGCUACGUGUGUUUCUUCAUAAGCCAAAGACUUUGGUGUAAAUAUGUCUAUAAGGUUAAAGCACAUUGUUUGUAUUUAUUGUUUACUUGCAUUGCUUGUAAGAACAAUCAUUCUUCACUCCAUGUUUACGCCGCCGCCAGCACCCGAGUGGGGGUCAAAGUGUCGUAACGGGCCCGUCAAGCGAGAGGAGAGAACCAAGCUGUAUAUUGGAGCGUUAGUUAAUUUUUUUUGUUGUUGUUCAGUAUUUACUCUGUAGUAUUGUCUUGUUUUCACUUAAUGAAUCUGUGGCGUUCCUGUGCUUUUUAUUUUGUGCAACCAUGGCUUCCUUUACGGUCAGUGCAGUAUUUUUGCAUCAUCCGGAACAGACGGGAUAAGCGACUUAUUUAUCCCAGGCUUAACGAGUGAAACGGAACGA